Molecule: messenger RNA, 1086 nt
Organism: Somion occarium
Lineage: Eukaryota; Fungi; Basidiomycota; Agaricomycetes; Polyporales; Cerrenaceae
Source: the annotation of a GenBank genome assembly
AGACCUCCGAGCCACAACUCUACGCUGAACGCCUCCACCGAAAUGAGCUCUGCAAACGCGUCGACAUCUACCAAAAAGCCUAAGGAGAAAGGCAAAAAGAAAGAACAGACAGGUCAAACUUCAUCUGUUGUCACUCCUCAUGGAAGGAAUGAAGGAUCGAACACUGAUUGGGAAUACAAACCACCACCGGGAGCCGUGCUGGUUGACCAUUCUGUGGAUGCUGGAGAGUUUGACUAUGACUCGCUGAAGGGCCAAGAAGACCAUCUGGAGAUGUGGAUUAUUCGUGUACCUGACGCGGUGAAGCCGAAAUACCUACAAAAUGUCUCAAUAGAUGUUCCUUCUGGGUCCACCACGGCCAAAGUAGGCUCGUUAGAAAGGAAACACGCCUCAUAUGACACAUGGUGCUUGGGAGAGGACACCAAUGACAAUGUCGGUGGAGAAGAGGUCAAAAACCUAUCUGUGCUUGUACCGAGGGCGAGGAAGGGUGGGAAACUAUAUGCUGCACCAAAACUGCCAACCAGGCAUUUUGUAUUCUCAGGACGACCUGCUCUUCCUACACCGGAACCGUCCUCGGAAUCACCCUCGGAUAGCUCCCCUACUUCGACGUUCAGGAACCCUCCACGCCCCACAUACCCCAAAGGCGUUCUGAAGCAUCGAUUUAUGCCCUACGGUUCGCUUUCUAGUGCCGCUGGCACUGAGGAGCAAAUGGACGUUGAUGAUGUCAAAAUGCCACCAUCUAAUCAAGCCGCACAAAAGCCCUCAAAGUCAAAGUCGGCUUCAGAGGAGGGUGGAAAGGCAAAAAAGCGAAAAGUCGAAGCCGACGACGAUCCCGAGAAGAAGUCCAGGAAGUCAAAGAGAGCACCACGGUAGCUGUCUAUCAACGUUCAACAUCAUCGGGAAAACUCCGAGAAGUUUCCAAAUAACGGUGAUCAUCGAUUCGUUCUCUAGGUCUAUGAGAUUCGAGGACCAGUGCAUGUCUACGUACUCGAAGCAUAUGUUCAGGGCUCUUCUUAUUCCUGGUGUACAGCUCACGCCGAUCUUUUGAACAUUAGUAUAAUAAUCAUACAGCCCCCUCUUCGUUCUGUC